Messenger RNA from Cuscuta epithymum, 1220 nucleotides. NCBI's taxonomy places the organism in Eukaryota, Viridiplantae, Streptophyta, Magnoliopsida, Solanales, Convolvulaceae. The record is from the annotation of a GenBank genome assembly.
UUUUAUUAAAUUACUAGUACUCAGGCUACAACAUAGCUCCUUCCCCGUAUCAUCGUUUCGGCCUACCGUAUAUGUGUGCUACACAGAUGCUCGACAGUCGACCCGGUUGAAGCCUUCGAUUCCAAAUCCGUAUCCGCUUCCUUUUGGUUCUGACCUCCGACGACAGAGAAUUCACCGUUUUUCUUAACCCAGGUUGUAAAAUAAUCAUCGAAUUAUCCAUUUAAUCGAUUAAUCAUGAAGCAAACCCGAAGAAUAUGAUUAUAAAGGAGAUCAAUGGGGGAGAAGACCAAGUACAGUAUAAUUAUCCCAACUUAUAAUGAACGACUCAACAUCGCCAUCAUUGUUUACCUCCUCUUCAAGCAUGUCAAGGAUGUUGAUUUUGAAAUUAUAGUUGUGGAUGAUGGAAGUCCUGAUGGAACUCAAGAUAUUGUAGAACAAUUGCAGCAGGUGUAUGGGGAAGGUCGCAUUCUUUUGAGGCCCCGAUCGGCUAAGCUUGGUUUAGGUACUGCAUAUAUUCAUGGUUUGAAGUAUGCCUCUGGAAACUUUGUUGUCAUUAUGGAUGCCGAUCUAUCCCACCAUCCAAAGUACCUGCCAAAAUUUAUAAAGAAACAAAUAGAUACCGGUGCCGAUAUCGUCACGGGAACCCGUUAUGUUAAGGGUGGGGGUGUUCACGGCUGGAAUCUAAUGCGUAAAUUGACAAGUAGAGGAGCAAAUGUCCUUGCACAGACACUACUUUGGCCAGGAGUAUCAGACUUAACUGGAUCAUUUCGGCUCUACCGGAAGUCAGUGCUUGAAGACAUCAUAAGUUCAUGUGUCAGUAAAGGCUAUGUUUUUCAAAUGGAGAUGAUUGUCCGUGCUUCAAGAAAGCAUUAUCAUAUUGAAGAGGUUCCAAUUACUUUUGUUGAUAGAGUAUUUGGGAGCUCCAAGUUGGGAGGUUCAGAAAUAGUCGAGUAUCUUAAGGGCCUCAUAUAUCUUCUGUUUACAACAUGAACUAUAGAACAACCAACUGAUCACUUUCUUUCGAGUUCCAACUACUUUCAAACAAUGCAUUUUUUAAAGCGAUAUUUGAACUAGUGCUUAGAAACUUUAGACUAGUGACUUUUCCCCCUUUAUUGUCGUUGUAUCAUAAAAACACACCUACUGACCUACAGCCUACAGGAGAAAACUAAUUAUAUGGCAUUAUAGUGUUAUGUUAUACUCCCUCUGUUUCACAAUCAAAA